Messenger RNA from Darwinula stevensoni, 1233 nucleotides. NCBI's taxonomy places the organism in Eukaryota, Metazoa, Arthropoda, Ostracoda, Podocopida, Darwinulidae. The record is from the annotation of a GenBank genome assembly.
GCACUCGUUGCCAAUAAACCAAAGGCAACUGCCGAUAAAGUAACUCGCAAAGAUAUUUUGAAACAAUUGGCAAUAGAGGAGGGGCAAACUUAUAUUUCGAGUUUCGACCGCCCAAAUCUAAGCCUAAGUGUUUUACCUGGAAGAAAGCGUAUUCAGCAAAUUCAGGAUUUUAUUCUUACCCAAAAAAACAAUUCGGGUAUUAUUUAUUGCCUCAGCCGAAAAGCAACCGAAUCUGUUUCUGAAAGUUUACGAAAAGCAGGUUUCAAAGCCGAGUGUUAUCAUGCAGGGCGAGAUGCUGCCACACGCUCACGGGUGCAAGAAGCCUUUAUCAAAGAUGAUAUUCAGAAAGAAUUGAUGCAAGCCAAACUCGACCGCAUGAAACAAUAUGCCGAAGCCGAUAUUUGCCGAAGACGCAUUUUGUUAAGUUAUUUUAAUGAAGAUGUUGAGCAAGAUUGCGGCAAUUGUGAUGUCUGUAAAAAUCCGAGAAGUAAGUUUAAUGCCACUGUUUUGGCUCAAAAAGCACUUUCUGCUAUUGCUCGCACCAAAGAAAAAGUAGCAAUGGGUGCUUUGAUUGAUGUUUUGAGAGGAAGCAGAAACCAAAACACCUUGAAACAUCAAUACGACAAACUGCCUACUUUUGGCGUUGGUCGAGAUGUGCGAGGCGAAGAAUGGGCAGAUUAUAUCAGCCAAUUUCUCAAUUCGGGCAUUAUAGAUAUUGCCUACGAUGAAGCCCAUGUACUGAAAUUGAAUGCUGCAAGUUGGCAAGUGCUGAAAGGUGAACGCCAAGUAGAAAUUGCCAAGUUCAUCUCUCUCAACGAGCGAAAAGCCCGUGAAGAAGAGCUUGUGCCAAAAGAAAAACCCAAACAACAAAUCAUUAAAGAUGCUCUUUUUGAGCGUUUACGUCAGCUACGCAAAUCAUUGGCAGAUAGCCUAAAUAUUGCACCAUAUUUGAUAUUUACUGAUGCUACUUUAUCCGAAAUGGCACAAACAAGACCAAUUUCAGAAGCCCAAAUGAAAGCAGUUUCGGGUAUUGGUUCUGAAAAAUUUAGGCGUUUUGGCGAUGUUUUUAUGAAAGAAAUUAUCACUUUUGCCAAAGAAAACACCGCCACAGGCACACGUGUUGCCAAAGGUUUUACCUACGUUCAAACCUACGAAUUAUACAAAGAUGGAUUGGGUAUUGACGAAAUUGCUGAACAGCGUCAGCUAAACCCCACCACCAUUGUAUCGCAUUUA